AUGGGUAAAUCGUUAUCAGACCAGAUAGCUGAGAUUGCCAACAAACCUGUGGUCGAAGAUUUCGAUAUUGAGGACAGUGAGCGUAAUGUCUUUGAGCACAAAGAGGGCAACGACCACUCAAGUGAAGAAUCGGAAGAUGACGAGGCAACUAAAUCGCACUAUGUGAAAGUGGGAAAGUCCAAACUAAGGGAUGAAGGGAUUGCACUUAGAGACCAAAAAUACCAAGGGUCCAAAGGGUCAAGGGAAUCUAUUUUUGAGGAUGCCGAAGAGGCCGAGGAGGCCAGCAGCGGCGAAGUAGAGGGAGAAGAAAGUGAGGUAUCCAAUGCAGAGAAUAGCGAGAGCGAUUCGGAAAGUGCGAUGUCGUUCAGAACAGACUCUGAAGAUCAGGAUGCUUCUGCAAGUGAGGACAGUGAAAACGAAGAACUCGAGGCUGAAGAAGAAGAAGAGGAAGAGGAGGACACAGAAGCCAAAAGGAAACGUAUGAUAGAACUGGUUCGUCGUGAGGCCAAAUCGGCUGUGCAAAGACUGUCUGAAGCAACUCAAAAGGAUGCGGCUAAGGGUUUCGCUAUCUUAGAACAGUCGCGUGCAUUCGAUCUCAUGAUAGAUACGAGAAUCAAAAUCCAAAAGGCCGUCAGUGCAACUAAUCAGCUGCCAUUAUCUACUGAAUCAUGGGAUGCAUCUCUUAAAGAAUCAUCAAAAAACGAGAAGCUGCUACAGAAGACGAGAAAGCUGCUCACUAAGAUAAUGGGCCAACUCGUCGAUUUCAGACGGGAAUUUCAGUUUGGAGACAAUAUUAUCCAAGGCGGCGAACCUGACCACGAUUCCAAGAAAAAGAGGACAUUCGCAGAACUAUGUGAUGAAACUGAUUAUUUGGAUGAAACUUUGAGAGACUACAGAUCAGUUGUUUUGAAUAAGUGGUCUAAAAAAAUCUCUUCAUCUUCUGGUAAGGCAGUACUUUCUUCUUCGAAUUUCAAAGCCAUCAACCAACCAGCUGAUGUCCAAGUCGAGAACCAGCUGGCUGACGUUCCAAGAUUGCUCAAGCGCACAACACUGAAUAGAAGAAAUGUCGUGCCGUUACACUUUGAAGAUGACCUGGAAAAAGGAAAUCUUGAGCAAUUGGGCGAUUCUCACAACGAUGAAGGAAAUGGUUCCGACGAGGAAAAUCCCGACGUUCCCAAGAAUUAUGAUCCAAGGAGAAAAGAUAAUAGAAACAUCGACAUAUCAGAAAAUCCCUAUAUAUUCGACGAUGAGGAUUUUUAUAGGGUACUUUUGAAUGAUUUGGUUGACAAGAAAAUAUCCGGAUCUCAAAAUGAAGCAUCUGGUGUAACAAUUGCUCUCACAUCUCGCUCAAAUAACAAGCUUAAGAAGAAUGUUGAUACCAAAGCUUCUAAGGGAAGAAAGCUGAAGUAUACGAUCCAAGAGCCUAUUGCUAACUACGAAGCACCUGCGAAUGGUGGAUUCAAGUGGUCUGAUGAACAAAUAGAUGAAUUCUUUGCUGGUCUGCUCGGUCAACGUAUUAGUUUUGAUGAAGCUGAAGCAAUCGAAGAUGAGCAAGAUGAUGCUGAAAUUGAGGCAAUCAAGAAUGACGACAUCCAGAUAUUUGGUUGA
This is a messenger RNA of Lachancea fermentati, 1608 nucleotides long. The record is from the annotation of a GenBank genome assembly. Lineage: Eukaryota; Fungi; Ascomycota; Saccharomycetes; Saccharomycetales; Saccharomycetaceae.